Messenger RNA from Oryzias melastigma (Indian medaka), 2055 nucleotides. It is a transcript of the gene siae, whose product is annotated as sialic acid acetylesterase. The record is from RefSeq and is a predicted model, not a curated record. Lineage: Eukaryota; Metazoa; Chordata; Actinopteri; Beloniformes; Adrianichthyidae. The transcript is spliced from 10 exons. Gene Ontology annotation, biological process: carbohydrate metabolic process. Gene Ontology annotation, molecular function: sialate O-acetylesterase activity. Bases 397 to 1902 code for a protein of 501 amino acids.
UUUUGGGGUUUUGGUUGUUUUCCUUUCCCACAUGACCCCUCUUUACUGGUUUCACACGAAUGAUAAUGAAAUAAUAAAUAAAACAAAAUAAAAAUAAAAAAAAAUAACAGAGCGAAUUUCUGCUGAAUGUCCAAUAUUCAAAUAAAUUCACAUUGGUUAGUUACAUAUGAUUUCACCAACAGAGUUUUCACAAUUAGUAUAACAAACAAAGAUGACAAACGUGCUUUUAUUUUGAAGGUGAGGUGAACCUCACGCAGCGUCACGCGACGAUACUACAGAACUGACAGACGAAUGUUUUAAGUUCCCCAAUGCUCCUGUUUUGCUCCAGUCUUGCUCUUGUGGGUAUGUGAGGACGACCAGGUACCGGGAUAAACUAGUUUCCAUUUGAGUGGCUUCAUGUCUGCCAUCAGAGCGGCUGUUCUCCUCCUCGCUGCUCUGUGCGGCUGCGACGGGAGCCUGCGCUUUGCCUCCUACUAUGGAGACCACAUUGUGCUGCAGAAAGCGCCGCAGAGAGCCGUGCUGUGGGGAUACGCUCCUCCCGGGUCAAAGGUCACCGUCUCCCUGUGUGGUCCAGUCAAACAGAGACGCGCGUGCACCGCCGUGACUCAAGGUAUUUGGCAGGUUCUGUUGGAUCCCGUCGACGCUGGCGGGCCUUACAAUGUGACUGCAAGCACUCAGUUCAGCACAGCUGUUCUGACCGAUGUGCUUUUUGGAGACGUUUGGCUGUGUGGAGGCCAGAGCAACAUGUACUUCAAGACAUCUCAGAUUUUUAAUGCCUCGGAGGAGCUGGCCCUGUCUGCUAAAUAUCCUCACGUGAGGACUUUCAUGGCAGCGUUGAACUCCAGUGAAACCGAGCUGAUUGAUCUAAUCCAAGUGGAGCUGCCGUGGUCCGUGCCUUCUGCAAGGAUUUUGUCCGAGUUCUCUGCUUUGUGCUGGCUCUUCGGACGCUACAUGUACGACAAGUUGAAGUACCCCAUCGGGCUGGUGGAGUCCUGCUGGGGAGGCACCACCGUGGAAGCCUGGUCAUCGGCGAAAGCGUUGAAGCAGUGUGGACUACAGCGAACUCAGGACAACCCGAAGGAAAAUAGUUCUGUCCUGUGGAACGCCAUGAUCCACCCAUUUCGAACUAUGACCAUUUAUGGAGCCAUCUGGUAUCAAGGUGAAGCCAAUGCAGAGUACAAUAAGGACAAGUACAACUGCUCUUUCCCUGCUAUGAUCGAUGACUGGAGGAGGGCUUUUCACAGCGGCUCGGGGGGACAGACAGCCGGCGACUUCCCCUUUGGAUUUGUUCAACUGUGCACUUAUAACAAAAGCGCCGUGGACGACGGCUUUCCUGACAUCCGCUGGCACCAAACAGCAGACGUGGGAUUUGUUCCCAACUUCAGGAUGAAGAAAACCUUCAUGGCUGUGACUCUUGAUUUAGCGGAUGAGGCGUCGCCCUACGGAACGAUCCAUCCCAGGAACAAACAGGACGUGGCGUACAGGCUGACUCUGGGUGCCAGAGCGGUGGCUUAUGGAGAAGAAGAGCAGCUCUUUCAGGGACCGUUUCCCUUCCAGAUUUGGUCUUCUGACACAUUUGUUAGAAUAAACUACGACCAAGCAGUCUCUGUGAAACCUUCCAGAGAUAUCUUUGAGAUCUGCUGUUCUGUGACCACGGAUCUGUGCGGCUCCUCGUCCCGCUGGGUUCCGGCGGCGGUUGUUGCCUGGAGUCCGUCUGCCGUGCAGCUCAACACCUCUUUGUGUCCUCCGUCUGCAGUGGCCGCCCUUCGUUAUGCUUGGAGAGACUGGCCCUGUGACGUCAAAGCCUGUCCCGUCUACGGCGCCUCCAGCAUUUUACCCGCACCUCCUUUUAUUAUUCAGAAAUAUGAGGCGGGAAAGAGAAACUUUUGGAGAAACGGGUAAAAAAAUAUCUAGAAGUUUGAGGGUUUAGUGUGGAUUGCUGAUCCCGGUUUGGCUUUACAUCAGAUCAGAUUCAAAUUUAAAGUAGGACAAAUGUUUGGUUUGUAUUGUGUUUACAGUCUAUGGUGCUUUUGUAAAUAAACACUAUCAAAGUUA